This is a messenger RNA of Cicer arietinum (chickpea), 375 nucleotides long. RefSeq lists its product as uncharacterized. NCBI's taxonomy places the organism in Eukaryota, Viridiplantae, Streptophyta, Magnoliopsida, Fabales, Fabaceae. The record is from RefSeq and is a predicted model, not a curated record.
AUGAACCUUGAAAAUUGCCACCGGUUAAGUAUCAAAAACCAAAGAACUUGGUCAAAAUAUGAGAGACUUGGCUACGACCCUAUUGUAUAUGUCAAUGAAUUUGUUACUAGAAUGAAGGUUACAAGCUUGAAAACAUUGUGGAGGAAGAUCAAAAGAGAGAAGAAGAGAAGAAAUUUUAAAUCAUCUUCACCUGCUUUUGUAUAUGAUCCUAGUUCUUACUUACAAAACUUUGAUGAUGGCUACAUGACCGAAGAUCCUGAUAAUUUUUCACGGUCGUUCUCAGCUCGAUUUGCAGCACCGUUUAAGAACUUUGAGAAAAUUAUUAAUGUGAUAUUGGAUGAUGAAGAAAUAUUGGAGCUAAAUGAUGAGAGCUAG